Messenger RNA from Prorocentrum cordatum, 459 nucleotides. Lineage: Eukaryota; Dinophyceae; Prorocentrales; Prorocentraceae. The record is from the annotation of a GenBank genome assembly.
UUUGAACAUUUUUGGAGCAUGUUUUGAAUACUUCCCCCUGUAGGGGGACAGGCCCGACCUAACAGCAGGUUGCCUGUCUGUGUCCUGGGCCACCCCGCAAGCGUCGCUGGCCUACGCCGCGAUGGGAGGCCUCUCGGUGGACCCUUGGGGGCUGCUUCGUGGAGGCAGAUGCCAUGGCGGGCAGGCCCUGGCAUAUGCCACCGUCUGUGUCACGGAGGAGGAGCACUUCCUGGCGAAUUGUCUCGCAAGCAUCUGCGCCUUGUUGGCGACCACCGACCCCGACUGCGUGGUUGCCAUCGUCAGCAGAUGGGUAUACCGGGCAGCUCGGGACCUGCUGCUGCUCAACGGCGCGUCAAGGGGGGACUGCAACGUAAACGUGGAUGGAUGCGUUUCAAGCGUUCGUCACCCCCCUGCUCCUUAUUGUUCGUUGUCUUGCACUUCCUCAUAAUCCUUCUCGCC